Rhinichthys klamathensis goyatoka is the source of this 1222-nucleotide messenger RNA. RefSeq names its product prostaglandin F receptor (FP) (gene ptgfr). Gene Ontology annotation, molecular function: thromboxane receptor activity; prostaglandin F receptor activity. Gene Ontology annotation, cellular component: plasma membrane. The transcript has 2 exons. NCBI's taxonomy places the organism in Eukaryota, Metazoa, Chordata, Actinopteri, Cypriniformes, Leuciscidae. Gene Ontology annotation, biological process: positive regulation of cytosolic calcium ion concentration; inflammatory response; adenylate cyclase-activating G protein-coupled receptor signaling pathway. The record is from RefSeq and is a predicted model, not a curated record. The coding region runs from base 1 to 1170 and encodes 389 amino acids.
AUGCUUUGUUUGCAGUGUGAAGUGCCGAUCAUGUCUUAUAAUGGGUCAGCUAAAGCUGGAUGUUUGGUGUCGAGUGAUGAUGUGUGUAACGGCAGCUGUACCAAAAGAGAAGUGUCCGUGACCUCGACUGCCAUCUCAAUGACGGUGGGCAUCGUCUCCAACACGCUGGCUCUCUUUAUCCUGAUCAAAGCCUACCGCAGGUUCAGAUUCAAGUCUAAAGCAGCCUUCCUCCUGUUUGCUAGUGGUCUGGUGGUGACUGACUUCUUGGGACACCUGAUCAAUGGCUCUUUGGCUCUCUACGUUUACGCCUCACAGAAAGACUGGGAAACAUUUGACCCUCACAAGUCUCUGUGUGACUUCUUUGGAGUUUGUAUGGCGUUCUUCGGCUUGACUCCUCUUCUUCUCGGGAGCUUGAUGGCAGUGGAGCGCUGUGUCGGAGUGACCCGUCCUCUCUUCCACACCACGGCGCUGGGGUCCCAUCAUGUCAAGAGUCUGCUGGGUCUGACCUGGCUCCUAGGUCUGCUGGUGGCCCUGCUGCCCAUCCUGUUCCAGCGGUCGUACCAGAUGCAGCGUUCACGAAGCUGGUGCUUCUUCCGCCUGCAGGGGCCGCGUGACUGGGUGGAUGUCCUUCUGCCCAUAUUGUUCUCUGUGCUGGGUUUGCUGGCUCUCCUCCUCUCACUAGUGUGCAAUACCAUGACUUUCCUCACUCUCCUGCGAAGUAGGGUACAACUUGACCGUGAUUAUCAUCGCCAUUGUCGUAACACAUCACACCAUUCUGAGAUGGUCUGCCAGCUUUUGGCAAUCAUGCUGGUUUCCUGUGUGUGCUGGGGGCCAAUUUUGAUAACAGGCAUCAUCUUCAGCCUACAGGAUCACGGUGAGGAUCAGGCAUCUUACACUCAUAUGCUGCUGGUUGUACGCAUGGCAACAUGGAACCAGAUCCUCGACCCAUGGGUGUACAUCCUCCUGCGCAAAGCUGUUUUGAAGAGACUUUUUCUGGUGGCAUUGAGACUUUGCAGUCCUCACUUGAAAAUGAAACUCCAGUGGCAGGGCAUCACUCAGGAGAGCUCCACCAUGGAGGUCAGGAGCUCAGUGAUCAGCAGACCAGACUUCAUCUGCCUGGAUGGACCUUUUCCACCAGACACUGCCAUUCAAUCAGCUCACCCCUCCUGAGCUUCAAUGGGGGAUACGAGACCUCCAUUCACAGAUAUUGGAUCAUUACAGA